Messenger RNA from Trichoderma asperellum CBS 433.97, 1491 nucleotides. RefSeq lists its product as uncharacterized. Gene Ontology annotation, cellular component: cytoplasm. Lineage: Eukaryota; Fungi; Ascomycota; Sordariomycetes; Hypocreales; Hypocreaceae. The record is from RefSeq and is a predicted model, not a curated record. Gene Ontology annotation, molecular function: pyridoxal phosphate binding; carboxy-lyase activity. Gene Ontology annotation, biological process: amino acid metabolic process.
AUGGAUUCACAGCAGUUUAGAGAGGCGGCCAAGGCGGCAAUUGAUGAUAUCGCCAACUACUACGAUAACAUCUCCGAUCACCGAGUUGUUGCUGAUGUUGAGCCGGGCUAUCUGAGACCGCUCCUCCCCGCCUCGGCACCUCUCGAGGGCGAAUCAUGGGACUCCAUCAAGGCAGAUAUCCAGUCAAAAAUUCUGCCCGGCAUCACUCACUGGCAGGCGCCUGGUUUCAUGGCUUUCUUCCCCUGUUCAAGUAGUUACCCUGCUGCCAUUGCGGAAAUGUACUCCAACACCUUCAAUGGUGCCCAUUUCAACUGGAUCUGCUCCCCUGCAGUUACCGAGCUAGAGACGAUUGUGAUGGACUGGCUGGCUCAGGCACUGGGACUGCCCGAAUGCUUCCUGAGCGGUGGCUCAACCCACGGCGGUGGCGUUCUGCAUGGAAGUGCGAGUGAAGCCAUUCUCACCGUUAUGGUUGCUGCGAGAGACAAGUAUCUGAACGAGGCAACGGCUCAUCUGCCCGAAGGCGAGGAGAAAGAGGAGGAGAUGUGGAGGCUUCGCAGUAAGCUGGUUGCUCUGGGAAGCGAGGGCACGCACUCGAGCACCAAGAAGGCCGCACAGGUUCUGGGCGUACGAUUUGCCACAGUGCCGAUAUCAGAAAAAGAGGGCUACACCAUGACGGGUGAGGCUCUGGCUAAGAAGCUUGAAGAGCUGAAGGCCAAGGGUCUUGAGCCAUUCUAUCUGACUGCUACCCUGGGAACAACAGAUGUUUGCGCUGUUGACGAUUUCGAGGGCAUUGCCCGCACACUGGCGCCACGAGCCGGCAAGCCAGGCGAGAUCUGGGUCCACGUCGAUGCAGCUUACGCCGGAGCUGCGCUCAUCCUUGAUGAAAACAAGCCCCUGGCAAAGCCCAUCGCCAACUUCCACUCCUUCAACCUGAAUCCCCACAAGUGGAUGCUCACAACCUUUGACUGCUCUGCCGUCUGGGUCCGCCAGCGCGGCCACCUCAUCAACGCCCUCAGCAUCAAGCCCCAUUACCUGCGCAACCAGUACAGCGACAACGAGCUCGUCACCGACUACCGCGACUGGCAGAUCCCUCUCGGCCGCCGCUUCCGCUCCCUCAAGCUGUGGUUCGUCCUCCGCGCCUACGGCAUCCGCGGCCUGCAAGCCCACAUCCAGAGCGGUAUCACGCUGGGCGAGUCUCUCGAGGCCAAGCUCGUGACCAGGCCUGACCUGUUCACCAUCUUCACCAAGGCGCAUUUCGGCCUCGUCACAUUCAGGGUCAGCGGGGACAGCGAGGACAAGAUUAACAGCCGCACGUCGAAGCUGUAUGAUGCGAUUAAUGCCGGUGGCCAGUUUUACCUGACGAGCACGGUGGUCAAGGACCACUUUGCGAUUAGAGUGUGCACUGGUGUGGCGACGGUGCAGGAGGAGACUAUUCAGAAGUUGUUUGAUUUGCUAGUUGAGACGACCGAGGGACAGCUGAAGCUGGAAUAG